GCCGCACCAGCUGGAGGAGGGCUGCACAAGACUUGAUUGGAAUCAACCUUGAGACCCACCUUGUCAAUUUCCGCACAAAAUGGUGUGCUGUUUGUCUCCACUCAUUAUGGGAGUUAUACUCGACCAAACAACGUGUAUAAGGUGUCUUUGGAUAGCUUUUGAAGUCUAUUUUCAUAUUUGAGUGGCCACAGUUCGAGAGGAGAAGUCAAUCAUCCAAAAAUCGAUCUGGAACGAGCAGAGGUCUGUGAACUCGAGCUGUGAGAGUGCGGAGACUGUUUGGCCGAUAUCUCGAGUUUUACCAAUCCAAUUAAGGCGUGUGAGAUACCAAAAGAAAGCUCUCAAGACGAGGAAUCCGUGAAGGUCUGGUUUGCAUCAAUCGGAGUAGAGGAAGGCUUCCAAAUCGUCCGAGCAGAACGAGACCUCGCAGGGACGGAUUUACUCUUCUAAGAAUCGAGUUAGCCGGAAAACACCCGUUCUAGGGGCUGUUUUAGUAUCAACGAUUCGGGGUUGAAAUAGCAACUUGAGGAGGCUGUUUAGCACCCAUUUUCAAGCAAGGAACUAGUUUCCAAUCUUCCUUGGCCGAGGCUUUAGCCAUUGGAUCGAGAAGGAAGGUUUUAAAGCUCAUUUGAGGUUGAGGCUAGAGCUUGCUUCCUGUGCUCGUUGCUCGAGGGAUCAUCUAGGAGGGAAGACUUGGUUCGUGCUUCCUCCAUUCAGUUUUAAACAUUAAUAAACAUGCUCAUGGAUAUUUACUUUAGAGCCUGCGUGCUCAUGUUAGCCACGUGUGGCAUUUGUUUUCAAACUAUGUUUUCCGCUAUGUAUACGAUUACUUAUUAUGUUUGUUUAUGGAUGGCUUACGUGUGAAUGAUAUUCGGGACGCCUUGUAUAAUAUGAAUGUGUUGGACUGCGGUUGACUAUUCGUAUUGUACGGCGGGUUGUUGGCGUGUCCGGGGAGGUCCGGGGCGUGACAAUUAAGUUGGUAUCAGAGCCUUAGUCCAUAAACUUCAUAAUGAAGUCUCAAAAUUCUCUUUUUGAAAAAGAUUUUGAAAACCAUGAGCAUAGGAGUUUUGUACUUGGAGAGCUUUUGGUACUUGGGUUGCAAGGUCUCUAAUUGUUAAGAUGGUACCCUUAGCAAUUGGUAUGGCGGUGACUCGAGCCAAAAUGUGUCUUAAGUACCUAUCCGUCAAUUGACAUUUGAUACGAGUCUAAUGACUCUUUCCAAAUUUCUUUCAGAAAUGGACGGUGGUGGCAGGAUUACUAGGAGAAACCCGACGGGCCGUGUACCAGUGGAGACUGGACAGGGCAGUCGAAGGACCUCUAGGGCGUCUAGGGGAGCUGGCCGUGGAGGCCGAUCACAGACCGUGAGUGACGGUCAUGUUGACACAGAAAGUGAAACCUACUGGUCCUAUGAGGACUCAACUUACCAACCGGAGACCGAGCCGGUUGAGACCCCUUACGAAGGGGAUGACGAUGAUAUAAGUGAUGAAGGAGGGGAGAAUGACUCCCUAGCCAGAAUCGAGGCGCUGCUCCAACAAUAUCAGCGGGAGCGCGAAGAAAGGAGGGAACGCCGAAGGCGCCGGGGAGGGCGAACUUUGGGUGGGGCUUCAAGAGGAAGAAGCCAAGGCGACUCUAGGGCCCACAUUGAACCACAUGGGGGCCGGGGUGAUGGAGGUCCGAUCAUAAGGAUCUCAAAA
Molecule: messenger RNA, 1691 nt
Organism: Cuscuta epithymum
Lineage: Eukaryota; Viridiplantae; Streptophyta; Magnoliopsida; Solanales; Convolvulaceae
Source: the annotation of a GenBank genome assembly